Messenger RNA from Ricinus communis (castor bean), 2756 nucleotides. Its product is annotated as alpha-N-acetylglucosaminidase. The record is from RefSeq and is a predicted model, not a curated record. The coding region runs from base 102 to 2612 and encodes 836 amino acids. Lineage: Eukaryota; Viridiplantae; Streptophyta; Magnoliopsida; Malpighiales; Euphorbiaceae. The transcript has 19 exons.
AGCCAUUCAGAAUCUUGAUUUGUUAAUAAUCUUCUUGGGAUUAUCUAAACUAAUCAUUUUUGUUUAUUUCUCUUUCAAUUAAUGCUUUCUUCUAAGUCUAAAUGAUACUUCAACUCUUACCCACUUAUCACUCCAUCAAUUUCUCUCUUCUGCUCAGAACAAAAAACACCCAUCAAUCCAUGUCUACUCUCACCUCUUUGUCUCUCUUCACUUCCUUUGUACUAAUAGUACUUCUUCUAUUACCAGUAGCCUUGUCAAGUUCAAGAGUACAACCUAUAGAGGCUUUACUUAGUCGUUUAGAUUCUAAAAGAUCAUCUCCAUCAGUUCAAGAAUCAGCAGCUAAGGGUGUUUUGCAAAGAUUGUUACCUACCCAUGUACAUAGCUUUGAGUUCGAGAUUGUCCCUAAGGAUGUUUGUGGCGGACACAGUUGCUUUUUGAUAAACAAUUCAAAUCAAUUGAGCCAAGAUGGACCUGAGAUAUUUAUUAAAGGCACUUCUGCAGUAGAGCUCACAUCUGGCCUCCACUGGUAUUUGAAGUACUGGUGUGGUGCUCAUAUUUCAUGGGACAAGACUGGUGGCAUUCAGAAAGCUUCAAUUCCAAACCCAGGAUCACUGCCUCCUGUAAAGGAUGAAGGAAUAGUUAUUCAACGUCCAGUCCCAUGGAACUAUUACCAAAACGUUGUUACUUCCAGUUAUUCAUAUGUUUGGUGGAAUUGGGAGAGAUGGGAGAAAGAGAUAGACUGGAUGGCUCUUGAAGGGAUAAAUCUACCUUUGGCUUUCACAGGACAGGAGACCAUUUGGCAAAAAGUUUUCAUGAACUUCAAUGUUAGUGCGGAAGAUUUGAAAGAUUUUUUUGGUGGACCUGCUUUCCUUGCAUGGGCUCGUAUGGGGAAUUUACAUGCGUGGGGUGGGCCCUUGUCACAAAAUUGGUUGGAUCAACAAUUGAGUUUGCAGAAACAGAUACUUUCUCGAAUGCUAGAGUUAGGCAUGACUCCAGUGCUUCCAUCAUUCUCUGGGAAUGUUCCAGCAGCUUUAAAAAAGUCUUUUCCUUCAGCAAAUAUAACUAGACUCGGGGACUGGAACACUGUAGAUAAAAAUCCUCAUUGGUGCUGUACUUACCUUCUUAAUCCUUCUGAUCCCUUGUUUGUUGAAAUUGGGGAAGCAUUUAUAAGACAACAAAUUAAAGAAUAUGGGGAUAUGACAGACAUCUAUAACUGUGAUACAUUCAAUGAAAAUCUCCCACCUACAAGUGAUCCAACAUAUAUCUCUUCACUCGGUGCUGCCAUAUAUAAAGCAAUGUUCAAAGGUGACCCCGAUGCUGUGUGGUUAAUGCAAGGUUGGCUCUUCUAUUCAGACUCUUCUUUUUGGCAUCCACCGCAAAUGAAGGCACUUUUACACUCUGUUCCACUUGGGAAAAUGAUAGUUCUAGAUCUGUUUGCUGAUGUCAAACCCAUAUGGAGAACAUCCUCUCAAUUUUAUGGCACUCCUUAUGUUUGGUGUAUGUUACAUAAUUUUGGGGGAAAUAUUGAAAUGUAUGGCAUAUUGGAUUCAAUAUCUACAGGUCCAAUCGAAGCCCGUGUUAGUGAAAAUUCAACCAUGGUUGGUGUUGGCAUGUGCAUGGAGGGAAUAGAGCAUAAUCCAGUUGUUUACGAACUGAUGUCUGAAAUGGCAUUUCGCAGUGAAAAAGUUCAAGUUCUGGAAUGGCUGAAGACUUAUUCUCGUAGACGAUAUGGUAAAGCAGUUCAUCAAGUUGAAGCAGCUUGGGAGAUCCUUUACCACACAAUUUACAAUUGUACAGACGGAAUUGCCGACCAUAACACAGAUUUCAUAGUGAAAUUCCCUGACUGGGAUCCAUCAGUUCAAUCUGGAUCUGACACAUCACAGCAAGACAAUAAACAUAUCUUCCUCCACCGAUCUGGAUCCAGAAGAUUCUUAUUUGAAGGGCCAAAUUCCACAUUGCCACAAGCACACAUAUGGUACUCUAUCCAGAAGGUGAUCAACGCAUUACAACUAUUCAUUGAUGGUGGAAGUCAUCUUACUGGAAGCCUCACAUACAGAUAUGACUUGGUUGACUUAACGCGACAAGUUCUGUCAAAGCUAGCAAACCAAGUAUACGUUGAUGCUAUAAUAGCUUUUCGGAGUAAUGAUGCUCGUGCCUUGAAUCUUCACAGCCAGAAAUUUAUCCAACUCAUCAAGGACAUUGAUGUACUUCUUGCUUCCGAUGAUAAUUUUCUAAUCGGAACAUGGCUCGAAAGUGCAAAGGAGCUGGCACUGAAUCCUAGUGAGAUGAGGCAGUAUGAAUGGAACGCAAGGACGCAAGUGACAAUGUGGUACGAUACCACGAAAACAAACCAGAGCAAGCUCCAUGAUUAUGCUAACAAAUUUUGGAGUGGACUACUAGAAGACUAUUAUCUUCCAAGAGCUUCAACCUAUUUUGAUCAUCUGGUGAAGAGCUUGAAACAGAAUGAAAAGUUCAAGCUGCAGGAAUGGAGGGAAAAAUGGAUAGCAUUCUCAAAUGAAUGGCAAGCAGGCACAAAGCUUUAUCCAAUGAAGGGCAGUGGAGAUGAUGCCCUUGCUAUUUCUAAAGCAUUGUAUGAUAAGUACUUUGGUUAACGAUAUGAUGGCUUCAUUUAUCCACAGGAAUCAAAAGUGGGUUCAAUCAACAUGUUGUAAGUGACAUUUGCAGCUUUUAUGCGCUAAUGUAACCUUUUCAAAUAUUUGGGCGUUGCAAAUAAAUAUUAAGUUUUCUUUUUUCCA